CCAAACCCCACGUCAGUUAUUCUUAUCCUUUGCAAAGAAUUAAAGUUUCUAUUGACAAUUCGUCAACUCCCAAAAUUGAGAAGAAACCACCAUAAGCCACCAACAAUUGUUCAUAAAACGGUCGACUAAAAGUAGAAGAUUGUUGACCUGAGAUUCAAGAUGGUCCAAUAUCUUCAAGCAGUGGCUAUAUUUCUAAUCUUCAUAUCACUUUACAUGUUAUGGAAAACAAAAAUUCAACCCAAGAAUAGUACUAAUAAAGUCAUCAUAAAUCUACCUCCAGAAAUCCCAGGUGCUUAUUUUCCAAUAGGUCACCUCUAUUUAUUCAUUGGCAAAACUCCACUUGCAUUAAUUUUGGCUAAUUUGGCUGACAAAUAUGGCCAUAUUUUUACUAUUCAUUUAGGGACACAUCGUGCAAUUAUAGUGAACAAUUGGGAAAUUGUUAAAGAAUGUUUCACAACAAAUGAUAAAGUACUUGCAGGCCGACCCAAUUCAAGUGCUGGUAUAUAUCUUGGUUACAACAAUGCUGCGUUUGGUUUUUCUGAUUAUGGGCCUUAUUGGCGUAAUAUUCGCAAGUUGGUCCUGCUUGAAGUUCUUUCAAGUAAGAGGCUUGAGCAGUUCAAGCGUGUCCGGGUCAUCGAGGUAGAAACUAACAUCAAAGAACUGUAUUCAUCAAUUCUGAAGAGUGGGACAGGUCCAUCAAGAGUAAACAUGAGUCAAUGGUUUGAACAAUUAACAUUAAAUGUGAUAAUGAAGAUGAUUACUGGAAAAAGAUACAAAACAGAAGAUGAAGAAGGGAAACAUUUCACAAGAACCACUAAGGAAUAUAUGUAUGAAUCUGUCCAAUUUGUUUUAUCAGAUGUAAUUCCAUUACCAUUUCUAAAAUGGUUUGAUUUUCAAGGGAGAAUUAAGUCUAUGAAGAGAUUGUCUCAAGAAAUGGAUAAAAUUGUGACAAGUUGGAUAGAUGAACAUUUGAUGAAGAGAGAGCUAGCAUUAGAUGAUGACCAAGACUUCAUUGAUGUGAUGCUUUCUAAGAUUAAUGAGCAAUUCAUGUAUGGUUAUACAAGAGAAACAGUCAUUAAGGCAACAAUUUUGAACAUAAUCUUAGCAGGGUCAGAUACAACUUCAAUUCACUUGACAUGGCUCUUGUCCUUAUUAUUGAACAACAAACAUGUAAUGGAUCAAGCACAAGAAGAAAUAGACACAAAAAUAGGCAAAGAGAGAUGGGCAGAAGAGUGUGACAUAAAAAAUUUAGUGUACCUUCAAGCUAUUGUUAAAGAGACACUUCGAUUAUAUCCACCGGGACCAUUAGCAAUACCACAUGCUGCUAUCGAAGAUUGUACCGUGGCAGGCUAUAAAGUUCCGAAAGGCACUCGAUUAAUGGUCAAUGUGUGGAAAUUACAUCGAGACCCUCAAAUUUGGUCCGACCCUGAGAAGUUUAUGCCCGAGAGAUUCUUGAGAAGUCAUAGUGAAUUUGAUGUUACUGGUCAGAAUUUUGAAUUUAUUCCGUUUGGUUCUGGUAGACGAUCUUGUCCGGGGAUUACUUUUGCGAUACAAGUGACACACUUGACACUUGCUAGAUUGCUACAAGGCUUUAACUUUUGUACAUUAGGGGACAUGCCAGUGGAUAUGACUGAGGGCAAUAGCAUAACUUUGCCCAAGGCAAAUCCAUUGGAAGUAUUGUUAAUGCCUCGCUUGGCACCUAUGCUUUACCAACUCUAGGAAAAAUCGUUUCAAAUGUUCUUAUUUUUCAUCAAGAAUUGAGUUCCUUGUGUAGUAUUGGUGAAUAAUGUUUGUUUUUUUCAAAUACCAAAUGGGAAGUUUGUAAAUAAUAUUUCAAAUUCAUAUUAGCUGA
Molecule: messenger RNA, 1852 nt
Organism: Solanum dulcamara
Lineage: Eukaryota; Viridiplantae; Streptophyta; Magnoliopsida; Solanales; Solanaceae
Product: nicotine N-demethylase CYP82E3-like
Exons: 3
Coding region: 160-1719 (519 amino acids)
Biological process (GO): defense response to other organism
Molecular function (GO): heme binding; oxidoreductase activity, acting on paired donors, with incorporation or reduction of molecular oxygen; monooxygenase activity
Source: RefSeq, a predicted model, not a curated record